Messenger RNA from Staurois parvus, 300 nucleotides. NCBI's taxonomy places the organism in Eukaryota, Metazoa, Chordata, Amphibia, Anura, Ranidae. The record is from the annotation of a GenBank genome assembly.
UACCACAAGCGGUAACCCCGAGCUACACUCGGGCUUACCAUGCGGAGUUGCUCAAGGAGUCCCUGCAGCACUUACCUUGUCCUUCGCUCCCACGAUGUGUCCCCUGCAGCAUCCCCCCCUGGCCAUCUCCUCCGGCCGAUGCCGGCAUCCGGUUUCCGUGUUCCGGUCCCUGUGACGUCGGGACGUACGGGCGCCGGAACCGGUGGCACAUUUGAAAUUUUUAAAAAAUUUCAUUUUUUAAAAAAUUAUUAUUACAUAUGGUUUGUCCUGUGCCCUGCCUGCAUUUUGACUGUUCUUUCU